This is a messenger RNA of Fraxinus pennsylvanica, 2808 nucleotides long. NCBI's taxonomy places the organism in Eukaryota, Viridiplantae, Streptophyta, Magnoliopsida, Lamiales, Oleaceae. The record is from the annotation of a GenBank genome assembly.
AUGGCAGAAGUUGCUCUUUCUGCAGCAUUGGUUUCACUUCAGGUGGCGCUCCCCGCCAUCAGCCUACAACUGAAUCGCAAGAAAAAUGAUGAUGAUGAAGAUGAUAUCAACAAUAAAAUUGAGAAUAUCAUACGUUUGCUGAAGAGUAUGAAGGCCUUCAUAGAGGAUAAUGAAGACCUUAUCGAGCACAGCACUAGGUUGAGGAAAGAUCAAGUCGAACAAGUUCGAGACAUUGCUUAUGAGAUAGAGGAUGUUCUUGACGAGAUUUCCCUACACAGUAUGCAUGAAUUUCGCAGCAAUAAAAUCAUUCGGAAAUCCUUCGAGGUGGGCCAUAAUAUGAAGCAUGGCUAUCCUCUUCGAGGGAUCUCCAAAAAGAUCACAAGCCUCGACAGGAAGAUCGAACUUAUAGGCACACAAAUGAGAAUCUUUCCUCCCGCUAGAUCCCAGCCUCCAAGAGAUGCAAGGAGUUCUGGCACAAGCACUGCUCGAGUUCAAGUGAGUCGUCUUCUCCUUGACGAUGAACUGGUUGGGUAUAAAAAACACAAGGAAGAAUUUAUUCGUCAAUUGAUAGAUGGAGGCCAUAGCCCAGCUGCAGUGGGAGAAAAGGGACUAGUCAGAAUAGCUGUGGUCGGCCCUGCUGGUUCGGGGAAGUCAACAUUUGUAAAGAAUGUGUUCUGGGAAAGAAAAUUUUUUGGACAAUUUGAUUGCCAUGCUUGGGUUCAUGUGUCUCCGUACUUCGAUGUCAAGGAACUCUUAAGCGGUAUGCUAGAUCAAUUUCGUACAUCUAGAAAGGAAUCAUAUCACCGUGAAGCUGGAGAUAUUAUGACAAAUGUAAGAAAUUACCUGGUGGAAAAGAGGUACGUUGUUGUCCUAGAUGAUAUUUGGAGAGUUGAACACUACGAGGGCAUUAUGAAUGCAUUUCCAAAUGAUGUCUACGGUAGCAGAAUAAUUGUUACCACCAGGGCUCAUGAUGUGGCGUCUUCGUUUGCAUCCUCAAACCGAUUUAUACAUAACCUGAAUGGUUUAGAAUGGCUAGAUGCUUGGACGCUCUUCUGUAAAAAGGCCUUCCACGAUAGCAAUGGGGAAUGUCCUUCAGAGUUGAAGGAUUGUUCUAACAAAAUCGUGAAAAGAUGUGAAGGACUGCCCCUUGCUAUUUUGGCGGUAGGUGGUGUGCUAUCACAGAAACCCAACUAUCCAGAUGUGUGGGAGAAAUUUCACGACAGCCUUGGAUAUGAAAUUGGAAGUAAUUCCUAUCUGUCAGGUAUUGGGAGUAUGCUGUUAUCUGGCUACAAGGAUCUCUCAAGUAAUCUUAAGAGUUGUUUCUUGUACUUUAGCAUUUUCCCCGAAGAUUACUCCGUUGAUUGUGGAAGGCUCAUACGCUUGUGGGUAGCAGAAAGAUUUGCGAUUGAAACAGAUGGGAAAACUGCUGAAGAGGUAGCCGAGGACUAUCUCAACCAACUGAUUAUGAGGAAUUUGGUUCAUGUUUCCAGAAGGAAUUUUGAUGGUCGACCCAAAAACUGUCGAGUUCUCAAUCUGGUGCUUAAAUUUAUUGUUCAGAAAUGCAAGGACGAGAAUUUUGCAUCAGUUUUCUCAAAGCAAAACAGUCCAAACCAGAAAGUGCGUCGCCUAUCCGUUCAGAGUGCUUGCACUUUUUCGUCAAUGAACAUUCAGAAAGUUCGUUCCAUGUUCCUCUUCAGCUAUGACAAUAGUUCUCCCUCUGCUAUUGAAAACAAAUUUCAGGACCCGAGAUUGCUAAGAAUCUCGGACAUGCAAGGUUCAACUCUGACAGAAUUUCCAAAAAAAUUUGUUCAUCUCGGCCUCCUAAAGUAUCUUAAUUUAAGGGAUACUGAAAUAAUGGUGAUUCCCAAGUCCAUAAAGAAGCUUUAUUACCUUGAAACAUUGGAUCUUAAGAGGACUAACGUGGUCAAGCUUCCAAAAAAAAUCCGUGUACUGAAGAAUCUCCGGCAUCUCUUUGCUAGCCAAAAAACUGUGAAGAAUUUUACGGAUUUCGACUCUAUGCGAGGAGUUAAGGUAUUUGAAGGGAUUGGAAACUUAACUAGUCUACAGACAUUGUCUCUUGUGAAGGUUGGCAAAAGUGGUAGGAUCAUACAGGAUUUAAAACAUUUGAGCCAACUCAGGAAGCUGGGACUUACUCAGAUCCCAGAAGAAUUUAGCAGAGACUUGUGUGAAUCCAUCGAAAAGAUGGAGAAUCUGAACUGUUUGGAUCUAUCUACAACCACUAAGAAAGAUUAUCUUCAACUGGGUGAAUUGGUCAAUCCUCCUGUCUCUCUUCAGCGGCUAUACUUGAAAGGGCGCCUCGAAGAAUUCCCAAAAUGGAUCUCCUCACUUAGUAAUCUGUUCAAAAUUGUUCUGAAGUGGUCCAAGUUGCGCUACAGUCCACUGAAUUCUCUUCUAGAUCUGCCUAACCUCAUGGAGCUUCACCUGGUCGAUUGUUAUGUGGGCGAGGAGUUGGUAUUUGAACAUUCGAGCUUCCAGAAACUAAAGAAAUUGGUUAUCGAAGAACUUUCAGAACUACACAACAUUGUGAUUGAGAAAAAUGCUAUGCCUGAACUUCAACAAAUAUCACUCAGUAGAUGUCAGAAUCUGAAAAUGCCUCCAUUGGGCAUCAGUGAACUUGCCAAAGUUGAAGAGCUAACACUGUGUGAUAUGAACCAGGAAUUUAUAGCUGCAUUUAGAAAGGGUGGUGCAGGUCGUGCAACGGUGGAACAUAUCCCCGUGAUUCAUUCUUUCACCCGUAAUGGCCAGUUCUCGUCAUUUGAGAAUCUUUCUUAUUUUCCUAGAGUAUGA